Messenger RNA from Oryzias melastigma (Indian medaka), 573 nucleotides. RefSeq names its product cytochrome c oxidase subunit 7A2, mitochondrial. The transcript has 4 exons. Bases 139 to 390 code for a protein of 83 amino acids. Gene Ontology annotation, biological process: regulation of oxidative phosphorylation; mitochondrial electron transport, cytochrome c to oxygen; mitochondrial respirasome assembly. Lineage: Eukaryota; Metazoa; Chordata; Actinopteri; Beloniformes; Adrianichthyidae. The record is from RefSeq and is a predicted model, not a curated record.
UGUCAUGCACAGUGCUCACCUGCAGGUGGCGGUGUUACACACUGACCUUCUGUGCUAACAAGCAAGAGAAGAAGAAGAGCGGAAGUUAGAUCUUCCGGUGUCCUUGUGCCUGAUAGUGACGACCAGGGAUAAACGAAAAUGUUCAGACACAUGAUUGCUCUCCGGCAGGUGGCGCGACGGAGCAUCUACAGCUCCGUUCCCCGGCAGGUGGAAAACAAAGUCCCCCAAAAACAGAAACUCUUUCAGGAGGACAAUGGGAUGCCUGUUCAUCUAAAAGGAGGCAGCACUGAUGCUCUUCUGUAUAGGGCCACCAUGGGCCUCACCGUUUUGGGAGUCGGGUAUGUUUUGUACGAACUGGUGAAAGCUUCGUUCCCUCAAAAGAAAGACUGACGUCUUCACUCCGGCUGUUCAUUUCCACAUCCAGAAACCCUUCAGGUGCUUCAUGCUGUAUCUGAUUUGCCGUUGUUCCGUCAUGUUGUCUCUUGUGUGAGGAGUAAUAAAUUAUUUCUUGUACAUGAUCUGUUAACCUGAGGAUCCAAUAAACAAAAUAUACCUCUCCUCUCAUGACCAAAA